Molecule: messenger RNA, 807 nt
Organism: Adineta steineri
Lineage: Eukaryota; Metazoa; Rotifera; Eurotatoria; Adinetida; Adinetidae
Source: the annotation of a GenBank genome assembly
AUGAGUAGUAUGUCAACACGUAGUACUACUAGUGGUCGCGCUCAUUAUAAACUGACAAGAACAGUAACAGGCACCGAUGGAAAGACACAUACAGAAACGGUCGAGAUGUAUGAUGAUGAUGCGGUCAAGUUAAUGCGAGGUCUGCGUUCAAAUCGUGAUAAUGUUCCAGAUUUAGAUCGAUUUGGAUUUCGUCCAUUGACAGAUCCAAAAACUCUUCCUCAAUUGGAACAACGUAAUCAUCGUCUUAUACAAUCAUUAAAACCAAAAUCUACAUCGUCAUCAUUAUCAUCAUCAUCGGGAGCAGGAGCAACAGCAGCAGCAGCAGUAGUGCCCGCACCUCCGAAACGUUCGACUGUUACUCAAAGUAACAAUGAAUUUGUUCAAGAUGCAUUACAAGUUCAUAAUGAAUUAAGACGACGUCAUGGUGUUGAAUCUUUACGAUUAAAUAAUGAUCUAACAAAAUUAGCUCAGCAAUGGGCUAAUCACCUAGCAUCUACUGGAACACUUGUGCAUAGUAAAACUAAAUAUCGAAAUGUAAAUGUUGGUGAAAAUCUACGUUGUCAAUCAUGGUCAAUAACUGGUAAAGAAAUGACACAAUCAUGGUAUAAUGAAUGUAACAAAUAUGAUUAUCGUAAUCCUUCAUAUCAACCAGGUACUGGUCAUUUUACACAAGUUAUAUGGAAAGAUUCACAAGAAGUUGGUUUUGCACAAGCACAAGGUACAUCAAUGAUUUAUGCUGUAGCUAUGUACUAUCCACCAGGAAAUUAUGUGGGUGAUUUCGAUCGAAAUGUACUUCCUCCACGUUAA